UUUAUAGUAUAUAUUUUUUAUUUGUUUUGUGUUUCCAGGUUUAAUAUAUCCUGGCCCGCCGACAAGUUUUUGUCGUAAGCAUUGCAUUUUAGUAUAUAUUUUUAUUUGUAUAUUAUUCUCUGUUUGUUUCAAUAAUUGUGAAUUAACUCAAAUCUCAUAAUUUUUUAAGAGAUAAAAUCUAUAAUAUCCCUUUAUUGCUGUAAUUUUAUACGUGUUUUUAGUAACUAUGGCUGCUCUUUGAUUAAUUUAUUAUACCUUCCGUUUUGUCUUUCCAUCUUGUAAAUUAUUCUUUAAUUUUAUUUCCUUUUGUUUGAUAUUAAUCGAUAUUCAAAUCUAAAAAUUAAUUUUAGAAGUACAGCCACUUCACUUUUGUACUUAUAUUUGACUUUGCCAUUUUUUCAUUACAAUCAUUUCACGCUUUAGUGAUUAUACCAUAAUAAUUUAACACAUAUUUCAAAAUCAUAUUUAAUUUGAAGACUUCAAAUUAAUAUAUUACAUUUAAAAUUUUGCUACUUUUUUAAAAAAUGGUUGAUUCUACUUUUAGUGAUCCCAACCACAGAUUGCUCGACAACCGUUUUGACGAUGUUGAGAUGAGUAGACAGUAUGACGACGAAUCCACUUUGGUUAAUUCGUUUAGACGUGUACUGACUAAGAAGCGUGUGACUAUUAUAUGCAGUGUUGUUUUUUCUUUACUUGUUGUGAUUGGUGUUACUGUGACUGGCAUAUUAGUUUCCAGAGCCAAAAAUGUAGUUAGUUUCAAGAGUAGUCUUGAGAACCACGUUAAAUCUGAUUUCAAAUCCAUAGACCCAGAGCUUAUGGCUUCCUACGUGGAUGAGUUAACUAGUUUAUAUGAGGAUCGUCAAAUUUCUUCUGACCAUGUUCUUGAGUUCGAGGUUAUGUUGAACUUCGACCAAUUCAACAAGGACCACAACAGAGUCCAUGCAAGUCACAAUGAACGCAAAGAUAGGUUCUUGACAUUCAGAACCAAAUUCUUGAAGGUUAAAAUUCACCAAGGUCACGAGACUUAUAGCAGAGAGAUCAACUCCUUUGCUGAUAUGACUGAGGAGGAGUUCAACAAGUUAUUUCCACCAAUUAAGGUUCCAGAGAGUAAAUCAACUACCAGCCACGUCGACCGUCUCAUGGCCAGAAUGGUUUCUGACGAAACCUACCUGAAAAACCUGAAGAAGGCUUUAAACACUGAUAAGGAUGUUGACCCUAAAAAUAUAACUGGGGAGGGUCUUGAUUGGAGAAAGGCCGACGGAGUUAGUAAAAUCAAGAACCAGGGCCUUGAAUGCGGGUCAUGCUGGGCAUUUGCAAGCGUCAGUUCCGUUGAAAGUCUGUAUAAAAUUUACCGAAAUGUAACUCUUGACCUGAGUGAACAGGAGUUGGUAGAUUGUGAGACCAGUAGCAAGGGUUGUGAGGGAGGUUUUGGUGAUACAGCUCUUAAAUACAUACAGAAUAAGGGUGUAAGUACUGAUUCUGAAAUCCCGUACCUUGGUAAGAAAAACAAUUGCCUCGUAAAAUCUAUUGAUAAAACAUAUAUAAACUACUUCACAAUCGCAUACGGCCAAGAUGUUUUAAAAAAAUCUCUAGUUAUUUCCCCAACAAUAGUUUAUAUUGCAGCUUCAAAUGAUCUCUCCAUGUACCAAGCUGGUGUGUACAACGGGGAAUGUGGCUCAGCCCUAAAUCACGCUGUACUAUUGGUGGGUGAAGGCUACGAUGAAGUGUUAGAUAAGAGAUACUGGGUCAUUAAGAACUCUUGGGGUCCAGAUUGGGGGGAAGACGGCUAUUUGAGAUUAGAACGAACCAACAAGGGGGAAGACAAGUGUGGAAUCUUAUCCGUUGGUAUAACACCAGGGUUUUAA
Messenger RNA from Theileria parva strain Muguga, 1865 nucleotides. Its product is annotated as Papain family cysteine protease family protein. The coding region runs from base 525 to 1865 and encodes 446 amino acids. The record is from RefSeq and is a predicted model, not a curated record. Gene Ontology annotation, molecular function: cysteine-type endopeptidase activity. The transcript has 2 exons. Lineage: Eukaryota; Apicomplexa; Aconoidasida; Piroplasmida; Theileriidae. Gene Ontology annotation, cellular component: lysosome.